CAACAGUUUUAAACAAUAUUAGGUCAUAUAAUUAUUGUACUGCUACGACCAAAAUACUAUUUCGGAGAAAAUGGAGAAGGCAACAAUAAUCCAAAAGGUAUUUUGGGUUUCCUUUUUGGUUAUUUUGUUAGGACACACAAUCAAGGGGGAAUUUAAGUGCAACGAUACAAGCGAAUGCGUUAAACAAAUGAAAUGCAGCGAAGGGCGUCCAACAUGUUACUACAGAACAAACGUAUGCUUCUGCAGACGUACACAUGACAAUCUACCAUUUACAUGCAAAACAGUUGCAGAUUGUGUUAGACAAUUGAAAUGUAUCAAUGGCACACCUUCAUGUUUUGCAAGUAGAAAUGUAUGUUAUUGUAAACUUCCAAAUAGUAGACCAAAUAAUGAAACUAGGUGUAAUAAUGAUGCUGAUUGUGGUGUGUUAUUGAAAUGUUUGGAUCCUCGUCAUGAGAAACCUACAUGUUUCUUGAAAUCACAUAAUUGUUAUUGUAAACGUGAUGCGUACACUAAUAGUAGUAAGAUUAUGUAGAGGUGAUUUCACAGAUGAUCACUCAAUUUUUCUAGUUUUACAUCAUAGUGAAAGUAGCUACUCAUUAUUUUUUUUCCUGUAAUUAUGAAACUUUGCUUAAGUUACAUUUAAUUUUUGUUUAAUUUUAUAUUAUCAUAUUGAAA
This is a messenger RNA of Capsicum annuum, 675 nucleotides long. RefSeq lists its product as uncharacterized. The transcript has 2 exons. The record is from RefSeq and is a predicted model, not a curated record. Lineage: Eukaryota; Viridiplantae; Streptophyta; Magnoliopsida; Solanales; Solanaceae. The coding region runs from base 71 to 532 and encodes 153 amino acids.